This is a messenger RNA of Pseudovirgaria hyperparasitica, 710 nucleotides long. RefSeq lists its product as uncharacterized. The coding region runs from base 293 to 547 and encodes 84 amino acids. The record is from RefSeq and is a predicted model, not a curated record. NCBI's taxonomy places the organism in Eukaryota, Fungi, Ascomycota, Dothideomycetes, Acrospermales, Acrospermaceae. The transcript has a single exon.
GUUUAGUCAGACAAUUGCCCCACGUAAACGGGCGAAUGCAUGCUUUCUUGCUUUCUUGCUUCCUUCCUUGAGUCUCUCUUUCCUUCUCUGUUUCCUUCUCUGUUUCCUUCUCCCUUUCUCUCUCUCGUUCGUCCUCCUCUAUGAUGAUGAUGACUAUGACUAUGACUAUGAACUGCAUUCCAUUCCAUGCUUGACAAUUAGGUAGGUAAGGUAGGAAGGUAGGUAGGUAAAGUACCCAAGCAUUAAGCAAUAAAUAACCAACAGUUGACCGUUGAACGCUGAAACGCAAACGAUGCGUCCUGGCAUGUUGAUUUGCGUGACGGGAUGGAGAAGAAGAGAAAAGAAAGAAAAGGGGAAAAAAAAGAAAGGGGGGAGGGGGGAGGUAACACUUCUCCUUUCAUCUCCCUCUAUCCUUUUCUCCCUUUCCCUCUCUCUCUCUCUCUCUCUCUCUCCUUCCUUGUCUCCCUCGCUCCAAGCAAGAAACCAAGAAACCAAGAAGAAAAAAAAAGGAGGAAAGCAACGAAGAAAUCAAAAAAAAAUCACAUAAGAAGAUGGAACUACAAGCCAGCAGCAUACAUAAGCCCAUACCCCAAACUGACCACAACGGCAAACGUGAGCAGCGAACUGGGCACGCCGCGCGUAAUAAAGUGUUUGACCUGCAGGUAGCGCUGGCCCGUCUGGGGGUCUUCCAUCAUGAUGGCGGCUAUAUU